Cygnus atratus (black swan) is the source of this 3492-nucleotide messenger RNA. RefSeq names its product solute carrier family 12 member 8 (gene SLC12A8). The transcript is spliced from 15 exons. Bases 251 to 2503 code for a protein of 750 amino acids. Gene Ontology annotation, molecular function: potassium:chloride symporter activity. Gene Ontology annotation, biological process: cell volume homeostasis; chloride ion homeostasis; potassium ion import across plasma membrane. Gene Ontology annotation, cellular component: membrane. The record is from RefSeq and is a predicted model, not a curated record. Lineage: Eukaryota; Metazoa; Chordata; Aves; Anseriformes; Anatidae.
GAGGGCCCCGGGCACACGUGGCAGCGCCGGGCCGGCCCCCAGCGGGGAGGCGCCGCCGGGCAGCGCCGGGCCGGGGGCAGCGGAGAGGCACCGGCCAGUAAGUGCAAUAAAACCAUGAUUCUUCCACAACGGGGGACCCAGCGCUGCAGGAGUCUGAGGGAGGAGAAGAGCUGACCUGCUCGGGUCAGUCCCGCCUGCUGUGAGGGCCGCAGCUGUGCCUGGGGCAGGUAGAGGAGAUACAAAGGGUGCCAUGUCCAGCCUGCGUGCUGCCAGAAGCGAGGGCUACGUGCAGGAGCUGUUCCACGAGGAGGCACAGCAGGUAUCUCAAACGCAGACCAGGCCCUGGUGGAAGAUUCAGCUGUUUGUGUGGGAGCCGGUGCUUUUUGGAACGUGGGAUGGCGUCUUCACCUCCUGCAUGAUCAACAUUUUUGGAGUGGUUCUUUUCCUGAGGACGGGAUGGCUCGUGGGAAACACUGGAGUUGUAAUGGGCAUGUUUCUGGUGUCAUUUGUGGUCCUGGUCGCACUGGUGACAGUCUUAUCUGGAAUUGGGGUUUGCGAGAGGUGCAGCAUUGGAAGUGGAGGCGUCUACUCCAUGAUUUCUACUGUCCUUGGAGGUCAAGUUGGGGGGACCAUUGGUUUCCUUUAUAUUUUUGGCCAGUGUGUUGCAGGUGCCAUGUACAUCACGGGCUUUGCGGAGUCCAUUGCAGAUGUGCUGAGCCUCAGCAACAUCUGGGCAGUGCGGGGCAUUUCCCUGGCUGUCCUGCUGGGGCUGCUCGGGAUCAACCUGGCGGGGGUGAAGUGGAUCAUCCGCCUCCAGCUCCUGCUGCUCUUGCUGCUGGCUGUCUCGACGCUGGACUUUGUCAUCGGGUCCUUUUCGCACCUUGAUCCAGAGCACGGCUUCGUUGGCUACUCCGAAGAGCUUUUGUUCAACAACACGCUGCCGGACUACAGCCAGGGGGAGUCCUUCUUCACUGUUUUUGGAGUGUUCUUCCCAGCUGCCACAGGUGUGAUGGCUGGGUUCAAUAUGAGUGGAGAUCUCCAGAAGCCUGCUACCAACAUCCCCCUAGGGUCUCUGGCUGCUAUUGGCACCUCGUGGUUUCUGUACAUGGUCUUUGUUUUCUUGCUGGGAGCCAUUUGCACCCGUCAGUCCCUCCGCUACGACUUCAUGAUAGCAGAGAAGAGAGAAGAAGAGGUCAUUCAUUAUACAUUGAACGUGCAAGCUCCCCGUUUUCAUCAGUCACAGGUAUCCUUGGUGGGUAUCUUGUUUUUGCUAGGGCUGUACAUCUCGUCCCUGGCCUCCUGCAUGGGAGGGCUCUACGGAGCACCCAGAAUCCUGCAGUGCAUCGCCCAGGAGAACGUGGUCCCCAUGCUUGCCUUUCUUGGACACGGGAAAGGACCCAACAGGACUCCAGUGGCUGCGAUUUGCUUAACAAGUCUCAUUACCAUGGCUUUUGUCUUCAUUGGGCAAGUGAACGUUCUUGCUCCGAUAGUGACCAUCAACUUCAUGUUGACAUAUAUUGCUGUUGACUAUUCCUAUUUCUCAAUCUCUUUGUGCUACGAUGAUCAGCAAAAAGCUGGCAAGACACAAGUGGAAAACACUAAGCCUCACUCUUCCCAGCCUUUGAUUUUCAACAAGCCCUCCAGCCACGCAUCAGAUGGAGUAAUUCAAAGCAGAUCGAAUGGCACCUUGCUGGAAUUCACAAAAGACAUGGACCAGCUUUUUAAACCAUUUCGUAACGAGCCAAGUGCUAGCAAAAAAGGAGCCGAGAGUUUAACCCAAAAGGUCAAACAGAAAAAGGUGAAGAAGCCAGCCAAGCAAACGUUACAAGACAGCUUUCUUCUGGAUCUCGAUCACGAUGCUCCUCCAGCUCAGUAUGGCUGGGAUGAGACUGCAGAGUCCCACCACGAAAGCUGGCAGGACCUCACUGAGCAGGGCCACCAGCUGGAGGUGGGUCCGUACUGGUCGCCUGCUACGGACACCCAGGGGACACCUGAGCUGCUGGAGCAGGGGGAGCAGCUCCGCAGCCAGGCGCUGGCGCUCUGCAGCCAGAAGGUGGAAGAAUCAUCUGUAAGGCAACAAAAUCUAGAACUGGGAAUUCAGCAAAUUCCAGAAUCAUUCUACUCCCGAUUCUGCAAUCACUGGGUUUCCUUUGCUGGUGCAAUCGUGUCCCUCAUCAUAAUGUUUGUCAUUCAGUGGAUCUACACCCUUGUCAGCCUGGGAGCAGCAGUUAUUCUGUAUUUCUACAUUGGCCAAGUGAGUCCAGGACUCCCCCUGGGAGCAGCAGCGAAUUUCAGUUUGUUCAGCUGGAUUAAGUCGGCUUUGAUCACCUCAUGCAGGAGAAGGCCAUCUCCAAAGGAGCAGAUCGUUGUGACACCGGCCUUUGCGACAGUUGGCAUGGAGACCACGCAGCUCACCGAGGAGAACGCAGACUUUGCCUCUCGAGACCGCUAUCACCAGUCCUCCCUUAUCAGCAGAGAAGAGUUUGUGAAUCAGUUUCAGUAAAGGGGGAGGACAGAAAAAACACCAAGCUGUCGUUUCUGAAAGGGCUGAUAAGUGCUAGUCACUGCCACGGGGCCUUGUGAAAUACUUGAAUGUAUAUGGAAAGGAUGUGAAUAGUUAUUUACAUAUUCAAGGCUUCUUUGUUUAUGCAAACUACAGCAUGACCAGGUUUCAAAUCUUAUCCAAAAUGGAGGGGGAUAAAACCAACACGCAAAUGAAAGGGCCGAUCCAGUGAAGUGAUGAGUUACUGAGAAUGAUAUAAUCCUUUUAAAGAAUUCAAUUAUAAGCACUACUGAGCUCUGAAUACUGUCGCUGCUGUAAAAGCUUACAACACCCAAUUUCAGACGUCCUCUGGGGGAGCAGGGCAGCAGUGUGCAUUGUAUUUGCAAGCAGUGACCUCAGAUGCAGGAGCCGAGUGCCCGGUCCCAGCUGUGCCACCGAUGGAUGCAACCUUCCAGGUCAAUUCACUUCUCCUCCCAGUGUGAAUUUGCCUGCUUGUGAUACAGCAAUUUUCUACCUCAGCGUUUCAAUUACCAAGGUCUUAGAAAGUACUUUAAGGUGUUAGACAAUAGGCCAGAACCAGUGGCAAGUGCAAGAGGAUUAUGAAAUAUAUUCAUAACUGGAAUCGAACCUGCGCGUUUAUAUGCAGUAAUGCAGUAUAAUGUACUCUUCUCUACUGUGAAACCAUGAAGUGAUGCCUUAGCAUCUUUUCAUAGUGGCUUCCCACAUCCUUUCUGAAACAAGAACCAAGACCUAAAAUCAAAGCUAUCUCCAAAUAGAGCAUCUCUUGGAUAAAAGGAGAGAUGAUUCAGAAGUGCCUUAACAAAAUGCGUUUUGCUAAUUCUGCUUCAAGCUCAUCCUGUACUGAGCUUUAUAGAUGUAUGCACCUAAGUAAAAGGAGGGGGAAAUCACUGCCUCUCACUUCCUGUAAUCUCUGAUCAUUUCAGCCAUUAAAUUAUUUAUUUCUUCUGUGCAAUAAAAACUUGAGACAG